UUUACCUUCGAAAAGUGGUGGCGGCUGCAGUCUGGGCCCAGAACCUGCGGCCCUGAAGACAUGGAGUUUGUGUCUGGAUACCGAGAUGAGUUCCUUGAUUUCGCUGCCCUCCUGUUUGGCUGGUUCCGAAAGUUCACGGCAAAGCGUGGGGCUGGGGGGGCCAGCCUUGAGGGUCGCUGGCGCCAGCUGGAGGCUCAGAUAAGAAGGCUGCCCCAGGACCCUGCCCUUUGGGUGCUCCACGUCUUGCCCAACCAUAGUGUGGGCAUCAGCCUGGGGCAGGGGGCAGAGCCAGGCCCUGGACCAGGCCUGGGGGUUGCCCGGUUCCUGGGAGAUGAGCCCCCACUCCAGCUGCGAGACCUAAGCCCCUAUGUCAGCUUUGUCAGCCUGGAGGAAGGGGAGGAAGCAGAGGAGGAGGAAGAGAAGGGGGACAAGGAGGGUGCAGGCGUGGAGAAGGUAGAUCCAGAGGAGGGUGGGGAGCCAGCCCCCGCCAGCAGGGAGCCCCGCCAGGAAGCAAAGCCUGCAGGGGAGACGGAGGAGGCUGAGCAGGAGGCAGGAGGCGGCGAGGAUGAUUGCCGGGCGGACAAGGCGGACGACGAAGCGGGCCCUGAGAGGAGGAAGGGGUGGAGAAGUGAGGCUGCCCCCCUGCACCUUUCCUGCCUCCUACUGGUGACCGAUGAACAUGGCACCAUCCUGGGCAUUGACCUGCUAAUGGAUGGAACCCAGGGGAGUGCAGGCAAGGGCUCAGGGACCGAGAACCUGGUUCCUCGGGCCUAUGCUCUCCUGUGCCACAGCAUGGCCUGCCCCAUGGGCUCCGGAGACCCUCGAAAGCCCCGACAGCUCACCGUGGGAGAUGCCCAGCUGCAUCGAGACUUGGAGAGUCUGGUCCCGAGGCUGGGAGUGAAGUUAGCCAAGACGCCGAUGCGGACAUGGGGUCCCCGGCCAGGCUUCACAUUUGCCUCCCUCCGGGCUCGAACCUGCCAUGUCUGCCAUAGGCACAGCUUCGAGGUGAAGCUGACACCUUGCCCCCAGUGCAGUGCCGUCUUGUACUGUGGAGAGGCUUGUCUCAGGGCCGACUGGCGCCGAUGCCCAGAUGACGUGAGCCACCGAUUUUGGUGCCCGAGGCUUGCAGGCUUCAUGGAGCGGGCCGGGGAGCUGGCAAGUCUGCCUUUCAGCUACACCGCAGAGGUGACCAGUGAAACCUUCAACAAGGAGGCCUUUCUGGCCUCACGGGGCCUCACUCGCGGCUACUGGACCCAGCUCAGCAUGCUGAUUCCAGGCCCUGGCACCCCCAGGCACCCCCGGGGCAGCACACCAGCCCUGAGCCUUCUUCUUGGUGGAGAUCCCUACCAGCUUCUCCAGGGGGAUGGGCCUGCCCUGAUGCCUCCUGUGCCCCCAGAUCCACCCAGGGGCAUCUUUGGCUCGUGGCAGGAUUACUACACGUGGAGGGGCCUCAGCUUGGACUCCCCCAUGGCCGUGCUUCUCACCUACCCGUUGACCGUGUAUUACAUCAUCACCCACCUGGUGCCCCAGUCCUUCCCUGAGCUCAACAUCCAGAACAAGCAGUCACUGAAAAUUCACGUGGUGGAAGCCGGGAAGGAGUUCGACCUGGUCAUGGUGUUUUGGGAGCUCCUGGUCUUGCUCCCCCACGUAGCCCUGGAGCUGCAGUUUGUGGGUGACGGCCUGCCCCCUGACAGUGACCAGCAGCAUUUUACCCUGCAGAGGGAUGGCCCAGAGGUGUCUGUCCGUCCCGGUUCCGGGGUAUCCGCGCGGCUCAGCUCCAGCACCAAGGAGAAGGGGGGCCGCAGGGACCUGCAGAUCAAGGUGUCUGCACGGCCCUACCACCUGCUCCAGGGGCCCAAACCCGACCUGGUUAUCGGAUUUAACUCCGGCUUCGGUCUCAAGGACACUUGGCUGAGCUCGCUGCCCCGGCUACAGUCCCUCCGAGUCCCGGCCUUCUUCACCGAGAGCAGCGAGUACGGCUGUGUGAUGGACGACCAGACCAUGGCGGUGGCCACGGGAGGGGGCACCAGCCCCCCGCGGCCCAACCCCUUCCGCUCCCCCUUUCGCCUGCGAGCCGCCGACAACUGCAUGCCCUGGUACUGCAACGCCUUCAUCUUCCACCUGGUCUACAAGCCCCCGCAGGGGAGUGGGGCCCGCCCGGCGCCCGGCCCCGCGCCCCGGGUCCCGACCCCCACCGCGCCCCCCGCCCCCGCCCGCAGGCGCCGAGGGGAGAAGAAACCCGGGCGGGGGUCCCGCCGGCGCAGGUGAGGGCUCA
Messenger RNA from Odobenus rosmarus divergens (Pacific walrus), 2275 nucleotides. RefSeq names its product zinc finger, MYND-type containing 15 (gene ZMYND15). The coding region runs from base 61 to 2268 and encodes 735 amino acids. Gene Ontology annotation, biological process: negative regulation of DNA-templated transcription; spermatid development. Gene Ontology annotation, molecular function: histone deacetylase binding. The transcript is spliced from 14 exons. The record is from RefSeq and is a predicted model, not a curated record. NCBI's taxonomy places the organism in Eukaryota, Metazoa, Chordata, Mammalia, Carnivora, Odobenidae.